Messenger RNA from Neltuma alba, 798 nucleotides. Its product is annotated as WUSCHEL-related homeobox 3-like. The coding region runs from base 163 to 798 and encodes 211 amino acids. Gene Ontology annotation, molecular function: DNA-binding transcription factor activity; DNA binding. The transcript is spliced from 2 exons. The record is from RefSeq and is a predicted model, not a curated record. Gene Ontology annotation, biological process: plant organ development. NCBI's taxonomy places the organism in Eukaryota, Viridiplantae, Streptophyta, Magnoliopsida, Fabales, Fabaceae.
UAAUGACUUGUGCUACUUCUCACCUACGAAUGUAAAAAAAGUUCAAUACAUAUACCUACCUACUUUACUGUAUCUUUACUAUGUGUCCCUCUAUAUAUACAUCCAUUCCAAUUCCAUACCCUUGUUCUCUCAAGAAAUAAACCCACAAUCUGAAGAGAAACAAUGUCAAGAGCAGGCUCAUCGAGAUGGAGUCCAACCCCAGAACAACUGAUGAUUUUGGAGGAACUGUAUAGGAGUGGGAUUAGAACUCCUAGUGCUUCCCAAAUCCAACACAUAACAGCUCACCUUUGUUUCUAUGGUAGGAUUGAAGGAAAGAAUGUGUUCUAUUGGUUUCAGAAUCACAAGGCUAGGGAUAGACAGAAGCUCAGGAGGAAACUAAGCAAGCAGCUUCAACUACAACAACUUCAACAUCAAGAACAACAACAACAUCAUCAGAUGCUAGUCCAUCAAUGCCAAGUGUUUAAUCAGGAUAAGACUCAUCACUGGUUUUUUGGUGGCUUUGAUUCUUCUACUGGUUCUUCUGUGCAACCAGUUUCUCUUUGUAACCCAGCUAUCUUACUUUCUCAGGGACAAACAGGAGAGACAUCAUCAGAGACAUGGAAGACUGCGCAGAGCCAACAAGGUGAGGUGGAUAAAACAAAGACGUCAUCACUUUACAACUAUGGUAUGAGUUGUUGGAAUGUUGUGGAUUUUAAUGAAGCAUCCUCAUGUUGCACAAGCCGGCCUCUCAGGACUCUUGACCUCUUUCCAACUACAUCCACCCAACUCAAAGAAGACCCCUUAAACCCCAAACUCUGA